This is a messenger RNA of Trichoderma citrinoviride, 1466 nucleotides long. RefSeq names its product translation elongation factor. Lineage: Eukaryota; Fungi; Ascomycota; Sordariomycetes; Hypocreales; Hypocreaceae. Bases 93 to 1238 code for a protein of 381 amino acids. Gene Ontology annotation, molecular function: GTPase activity; translation elongation factor activity; GTP binding. Gene Ontology annotation, biological process: translational elongation; translation. The transcript is spliced from 8 exons. The record is from RefSeq and is a predicted model, not a curated record.
GUCUCGCAUACCCGGUUCAAGCAUCCGAUCUGCGAAUUUCGAUCUAGUCAAGAACUACACAGCUCAACCGCUACAUCUCACAAACCGUCAAAAUGGGUAAGGAGGACAAGACUCACAUCAACGUGGUCGUUAUCGGCCACGUCGACUCCGGCAAGUCUACCACCACUGGUCACUUGAUCUACCAGUGCGGUGGUAUCGACAAGCGUACCAUUGAGAAGUUCGAGAAGGAAGCCGCCGAACUCGGCAAGGGUUCCUUCAAGUAUGCGUGGGUUCUUGACAAGCUCAAGGCCGAGCGUGAGCGUGGCAUCACCAUCGACAUUGCCCUCUGGAAGUUCGAGACUCCCAAGUACUAUGUCACCGUCAUUGACGCUCCCGGCCACCGUGACUUCAUCAAGAACAUGAUCACUGGUACUUCCCAGGCCGACUGCGCUAUUCUCAUCAUUGCCGCCGGUACUGGUGAGUUCGAGGCUGGUAUCUCCAAGGAUGGCCAGACCCGUGAGCACGCUCUGCUCGCCUACACCCUGGGUGUCAAGCAGCUCAUCGCCAUCGACUCCAUCGAGCCCCCCAAGCGUCCCACGGACAAGCCCCUCCGUCUGCCCCUUCAGGACGUCUACAAGAUCGGUGGUAUCGGAACAGUUCCCGUCGGCCGUAUCGAGACUGGUGUCCUCAAGCCCGGUAUGGUCGUUACCUUCGCUCCCUCCAACGUCACCACUGAAGUCAAGUCCGUCGAGAUGCACCACGAGCAGCUCGCUGAGGGCCAGCCCGGUGACAACGUUGGUUUCAACGUGAAGAACGUUUCCGUCAAGGAAAUCCGCCGUGGCAACGUUGCCGGUGACUCCAAGAACGACCCCCCCAUGGGCGCCGCUUCUUUCACCGCUCAGGUCAUCGUCAUGAACCACCCCGGCCAGGUCGGUGCCGGCUACGCCCCCGUCCUCGACUGCCACACUGCCCACAUUGCCUGCAAGUUCGCCGAGCUCCUCGAGAAGAUCGACCGCCGUACCGGUAAGGCCACCGAGACUGCCCCCAAGUUCAUCAAGUCCGGUGACUCCGCCAUCGUCAAGAUGAUUCCCUCCAAGCCCAUGUGCGUUGAGGCUUUCACCGACUACCCUCCCCUGGGUCGUUUCGCCGUCCGUGACAUGCGCCAGACCGUCGCUGUCGGUGUCAUCAAGGCCGUUGAGAAGUCCACCGCCGCCGCCGGCAAGGUCACCAAGUCCGCUGCCAAGGCCGCCAAGAAAUAAGCGAUACCCAUCAUCAACACCUGAUGUUCUGGGGUUCCUCGUGAGGUUUCUCCAGGUGGGCACCACUAUGCGCUCACUUCUACGACGAAACGAUCAAUGUUGCUAUGCAUGAGCACUCGACUAUGAAUCGAGGCACGUUAAUUGAGAAGCUGGGAAUAAGGGUUCCAUCAGAACUUCUCCGGGAAUGCAAAACAAAAGGGAACAAAAAAAACUAGAUAGAAGUGAAUU